Molecule: messenger RNA, 534 nt
Organism: Geodia barretti
Lineage: Eukaryota; Metazoa; Porifera; Demospongiae; Tetractinellida; Geodiidae
Source: the annotation of a GenBank genome assembly
UUGACAACAGCCCAUCAUCAACCAUUGAACCUCCCACAGCCCAAACUCCCCUCUAUUCCACCAUCAACAAAGAAAAGAAGACAAGGAGAAGACCUCCAGAAAUCCCUGAUCCCUAUCAAGUCCCAGUUACUGAAAGAGACCCUGAGACCACUGCAACUACAUCCCAGUGACCAAGCUACAGAGAGCCAUGGAGAGGAACAUAGUAUGUCUAACGGAACAGCAGUUACUACAAGCAGCCAGGCUCUGGUGUAUGCUGAACUCAACCUCCACACUAAGAAGAGCGCUGCUCCUCCACCAAAGCCACCUCGGCCACCAGACAUCUCCUAUCCCCAGCCUGAUGAAGAGCAGCCCGUGGCCUACUCUACAGUCAACAGCAACCCCUACUCUACGCCCAGGACCCCAUCUCAGCCUGCCAAUGCUGGUGAAGCGACAUAUUACACAACGGUGAUUACUACAAACUGACAUGAAAGGAACUUUUAGUUAGUAAAAAUAAUUGUGUUGUGGCUUUUUAGUCGCCAUAAUCGAUUGCGCAUG